AUGGCAUCCUCCAUCACGUGGGGCCUCCUCCUGCUGGCAGACCUGUGUAGUCAAGUCUCUGGCGCCAUGCGUCAGUCCAGCCCUGAUAUUUAUCAAUACGAUCUCCCACACUUCUCCAGCUUUGCCUUCAGCCUGUACCAUGAACUGGCCCGUCAGUCCAACGACAAAAUCAUCUUCUCCCCAGUGAGCAUCGCUAUAGCCUUUGCGAUGCUCCUCUCCCUGGGAACCAAAGAUGAUACUUACAUCCAGAUCCUGAAGGGCAUAGGCUUCAAGUUUAAGAAGGCGCCUAAGGCUGAUAUCCACAAAGGCUUAGGGAGUCUCCCUGAAACCCUUAAGCAGCCAAACAGUCAGUUCCAGCUGACCGCCAGCACUAUGCUAAUCAUUGAUGAGAAUCCGAAGCAAAAGCCUGAGUUUUUGUACAAUGUCAAGAAGCUGUACCACUCAAAAGCCCUGUCCAUCAACUUCAGGAACAUCAAAGAGGCCAAGAAAGAGAUCAACCAUCAGAUAAAGGUAAGAACUCAGGGAAUAAUUGUGGAUUUGGUCAAAGAGCUUGACGAAGACAUGGCUCUUGCUCUGGUGAACUACAUAAUUUUUGAAGGCAAAUGGAAGGAUAAAUUCGAGGCUCAGUGCUUCCUAAAAGGAGACUUCCAUGUGAACGAGAAGAUCACGGUCAAGGUGCCCGUGACCAACCGCCUGGGCAUGUUCCACCUGUACCGAGACAAUGAGUUCUCCUGCUGGGUGUUGGUGCAGCACUACCAGGGCAGAAUGGCCGCCUUCCUGCUUCUGCCCAACCUGGGGAAGAUGCAGCUGCUGGAGGAUGGGCUCUCUGAGAAGAACCUCGCCAAAAUCCUCAAAUACCUUGAGAUACGUUCUGCCAAUUUACACUUGCCCAAACUGUCCAUUUCUGGAACCUACGAUCUGAAAACUCUCCUGGGUAAACUGGGCAUCACCAAGGUCUUCAGCAACGGGGCUGACCUCUCAGGGAUCACCGAGGAAGUGCCUCUGAAGCUGUCCAAGGUCUCUGUCCUCUCUCCCCUCUGGGCCAUUCAUGAGGCUGUGAUGAGCAUCAAUGAGAAUGGGACAGAACACGCUGGGGCCACCCUCUCAGAAGAGAGUGCCUGGUCUGAGCAUCUGACCAUCAACUUCAACAUGCCCUUCUUAAUCAUCGUCAAGGAUGAAAACACCAACAUUCCGCUCUUCAUGGGAAAGGUGGUGAAUCCCAUGCAAAAAUAA
Molecule: messenger RNA, 1233 nt
Organism: Globicephala melas (long-finned pilot whale)
Lineage: Eukaryota; Metazoa; Chordata; Mammalia; Artiodactyla; Delphinidae
Product: alpha-1-antiproteinase-like
Biological process (GO): negative regulation of endopeptidase activity
Molecular function (GO): serine-type endopeptidase inhibitor activity
Source: RefSeq, a predicted model, not a curated record